Molecule: messenger RNA, 894 nt
Organism: Funneliformis mosseae
Lineage: Eukaryota; Fungi; Glomeromycota; Glomeromycetes; Glomerales; Glomeraceae
Source: the annotation of a GenBank genome assembly
AUGGAUAUAAAAACACUUUUAAACACAAAUGAUGAACUUCGCGGACCUACCAGUCCAUCUCCUUCAAACACAACAAUUGAAUCAAUUACUGAUUCGGAACCAAUCGUAGAUAAUGACCGCCCAUACGAAUGUUCUUGGCCUGCUUGCGGGAAGGCAUUUUCACGUAGGUCCGACCUUGCUCGACAUCGACGAAUCCACACAGGAGAAAGACCUUACCAUUGUGAAUGGCAAGGAUGUGGAAAACAAUUUAUACAACGUUCCGCUUUGACGGUUCAUUAUCGGACUCAUACAGGUGAAAGGCCUCACAUUUGUGAAUAUACAAAUUGUAGCAAGUCAUUCAGUGAUUCUUCAUCAUUGGCCAGGCAUAGAAGGACACAUACAGGCAAAAGACCUUAUGUUUGCUCACAUUCAGGAUGCGGAAAGACAUUUACAAGACGAACAACACUUACGAGACAUCAAAAAUCACACGAUCCCCAUUGGAAGGAAUAUAAUACAGCAUUUGAACCACGUAAACAACCAAAUUCAAUCCCCAUCACGAUGUCCCGCGGAUGUAAUACCCAAAGCUACGGACCUCCAAGCCCUCCAAGUCCUCCUACUCCUACGGAUUGCUAUAAACCAGAAAUUCCUGCAGAUUUUCAUUAUCAGCAAAAUGCAGGAUAUCCUUUGAUCGGCAAUUAUGUUCUUCCGGCCAUUAGCUGUUUAUACUUACAACAGCCAUUGGACAUUAGCUUAACAUCCAGCACCCGUAUUACCGCCUUUAAGCCAGUCGUUAAAGAGAACAAUAAUGAUCCUUACAAAUUCGGCUAUCCAUCUCCCGUUGAGGCUCCAUUGUCAUUACCUACCAACCAUAACGAACGUGAUUUAUAUUUUGCCUCCUCCAUAAGAAUGGCUUAA